This is a messenger RNA of Pristis pectinata (smalltooth sawfish), 6646 nucleotides long. RefSeq names its product coiled-coil domain containing 30 (gene ccdc30). The transcript is spliced from 28 exons. Bases 332 to 4243 code for a protein of 1303 amino acids. Lineage: Eukaryota; Metazoa; Chordata; Chondrichthyes; Rhinopristiformes; Pristidae. The record is from RefSeq and is a predicted model, not a curated record.
CCGGAGCGGGGGGUGGUGGAGGCGCCGGUGGUGCCGGGCGGUGCGUGUGCCCGCGGCGCGUCCAGCAGCGGGAUUCCCUUCAGCGUUGAACGGAAGCAGCGUGGCCGAGCUGCUCGGACACCCGCAGCCCUUGUGUUGCGGUUCCCCAUCCUCCUUGUUUCGGCGAACUUUGCGAGGAACAGGCUGGGCGGUGCACGGAGACCGGCCGAGCACCGGCUCGGUGCGGGGGCAGCGACGGGAGCCCUGUGCAUCAUGAGGUCGGGUCACAGUCUGAGAGCAGGAGUAGGAGGAGGAGGAACCGCAAGGAGCUGCUGAGUGUGAAGGGUGGGAGAUGGAGAGCAGUGGCGAGGAGAAAGUAGAAUUGGAAGAUAUAUUGAAAAGACUGAAAGAAGAUGGAAUUAACACUGAUGCCCACAGCAGAAAUGAGCAUCUGUGUCAUCUCUGGCGUAUAUACCAGCGAUCUGAGGCCAUGUUGCAAGCCACCAAACAGGAUCUGGAGGGGUUGCAAAAGCAGCAGGCCGCCGAGAUGACAGAGGUGGAUAAUUAUGUGAAUCACAUUCGCAACUUGUCCGUGGAGCGAGAGGCAGUGACGGCCGAAUAUGAGCGGGAGAAUGAAUUACUGAGGGCGGAACUACAACAGCUGCAGCUGGAGCGAGAAACACAAGUAAAGGAAGUGCAGGAGAUGCUGGAUCAGGAAGGGCUUGCAGAGAUCGCUCAUAGUGGCUCAAGUGAACAGGUAGCCUACCUCCUUGUGGAGCGUGCUACACUGCUGGAAAAAUUGGAAUUGGCAGAGAGGAAAGUGGAGAACAUUACAGGGAAUCUCCAUGGGAUACAAUUUCAGGUAGAGUUGGACCAGAUGCAGCAAACUAUGGAAGAGGAAUUGAAACAGCAGCGGGAGUCCAUGCAACGUACCAAGGAAACCAUGGCAAAGGAUCCUUUAUCUCAACCUUCGAGUCCAUGGAAGAAGCUGUUUGGGAUCCGUCAGCAGGCACACAGUAUCUCCAAAGACGUAGCUACCCAUGAAGCUGACUUACAUAAAGAGAGGAAACUACGGGAACGAGCAGAACAAGACCUGGAUGAGGCAGCACAGCGGUUGCAGAUGGCACACGAGGAGAUACGUCGACUAACAGAUGAAUUGGACAUGGAGAAGAAAGUACACAGCAACAUUGAUUUCACUGAAUUAGACAAAGCAAAAGAAGAGAAUAACAAACUGGAUCAAGAAAUUCUGUCAUUACGCAAUCGUGUACGAUCAUUGGAUACUGAACGGAAAUCUCUCUUAGAAACAGUUGAAAGCCUUCAAAAAAUCCAACCAUUACAGACUGAACAAAGCAGUAAUCCACAGGACAUGGAACAGUUCACACCAUCUUUCAAGUCUUCAGACUUCAACAUAAAUGACAACCUUAGUCAAGAUUUGGACGCAGAAUCAGCUACUUCAGAUCCACACCCUUCAACUUAUGACGGUCAUCAUCCAAGAUCAGAGGAACUCCACAAAAGAUGCCACCAUGAGAUCAGUCGGCUUGAAUCCAAGAACCAUGAGUUGCAGCGUAAGUUGCAUAAACAUCAACAAGAGCUUGAAGAGGUGACGUUGAGGAAUGAGUCUCUUGAGUCCGCUCUGGAAAGUUACAGGAAUCGCUCAAAGGAUGACAGACAUGGCACUGACUGUGAAAAGGAAGUACUCAGAGCCAAGGUCAACAGCAUGGAAGCUGAUUACCUAAAACUGAAGCGGAAGUACAAGGAACUUAAAGCCAGAAGUCAUGAUCUGGGUAGAGACCAAGAUAUUCAGGAGCAUGUAAAGAAGAGUCGAGAAGCACUGGAGAGUACACAGCUAAGGCUUGAAGAAGAAAUUAAAAAGCGGGAACAGUUGGAAUCUGCACUAGUAGCUGCUGAACAGUCAAAAAUACGAGAAGAUGAGGAGUUGGAAGCUUUCAGAACUCAAGUGCACCAUCUGAAUUUGGAGCUGAAGGAUUGUCGUGCAGCAGCGGACCAGAAUCAAACAUUAAAUCAAGCCCUUGAAAGGAUGAAGAAGGAGAACUGUACUCUAGAGCAGAAGUUCAACAAGAUAGUGGAGGAUUACAAAGACAUCUGCAAAAGCCAGAAAGAGACAUCAAGCAGUGAUUGGAAAGAUAUGGCAGAGGGAUAUCUGUGCCAGAUAGCUGAAUUGAAGAGCACCAUACUCAACCUCGAAGAAGCAUUAAACAGCAAUACAAUGACUGAUGCUUCUGAGAAGAAAGUAGAAUGUCUGCAGCAGCAGCUCAACACACUACUAAAGGAAAAUCAGCAGCUAAAUCAGGAGAAGCUUAUUUUACGGCAGCAGUUCUGUACCAACCAACAGGGCAGCCAGAUUCUGAAUCAGGAGUAUGCAAGCCUACGGCAGCAACUCCUUUGCUACCAGCAGGAAAACAAAGUUCUAACACAGGAAAAUUGUUCAGUACGGCAACAGCUGGCAAGCUGCCAACAGGAGAACCAGUGCCUGACCCAAGAAGUAUGUAACAUACAGAAACAGCUGAAUGACCUAAUGCACUCCAAAGAAAAAGUGGAAGACAGCAUUACUCAGGUGCAGCUCCAGGCUCUGAAGCUGGAAAUGAGCCACAUGCAGUCUUCCCUAGAAUUUGAACAGAAAAAUUCUUGCCAGCAGAAACAAACCCUGGAAAUGCAGCUUGAGGAAUCAAACAGUAGGGUCAAGUCGCAAGAAGCUUUGCUGGCCCAGCACGCAGAAGAGUCACGUCAACUGCGACUUGACUUGCAGAGGGUACACAAUCUGUGCAGCAGCGCUGAGAAAGAACUGAAGUACAAGAGAGAACAAAUAAUGGAACUGCAAAAGCAAAAUUCUCUACUUGAUCAGGAAAAUACCAGGCUGAACUUGGAUUUUAAAACAGUGCAGUGCAGGCUUUCAGAAAUGGAUAAACACGCCAUAAUGUUGAAAUCAGAAUGUGAAAUUAAACAACAGAGGCUAAAAGAAAUGGAACUGGAUUCUGGCAAGAAUUUCCACCUCGCAAAACAGUUAAAGUGCAUGCAAGAAGAACUCGUAGCAGAAAAGAACAGAAAUAUAUGUGCAGAGAAAAAGACUGCAGAGUUACAGCAGCAACUGGGCAGCCUUCAGCAUCAACUACGACUCUCAGAAGCUCGAAAUAAGGAGAGGGUGACAUUGGAAGCUGAACUUAAGGAGAGCAGAGAAGCAGCAGCCAAGCUCAAGAAUCAGCUACAAGAGGAAACCCUUCAGAGGAAACUUGCAGAUCAGAAUACAGAAGAGCUACAGCAACAAAUAAAAUCAAUGCAAGAAAAGGAAGGGUGUUUAUCACGUGGCAAAUGUGACCUUCAGCUGCAAUUACAUCAACAGGAGGCACGACUGCAAGUUUUGGAAGAAGAAAAGGAAGCCAUGUGUUCUGAGAAUCUCUGCAUUCAAAAGGCUAAUAAGAAGUUGUCAGAUGAUCUGUGUUCACGCAAACAAGAAAUAGACAAACUUAAGGAAGAACUGCAGAAUAUUCUCCAACAAUUGGAUUCACAAGUCAGAAUCUAUAAUGAGAAACAAGUGAGACACAAACAGAAACUGCGUAAAGCUAAAGAGAUUUUUAUCCGUGAAGUGAUGCUGCGGGAUGGUAAAAUAAAACAUCUGGAAACUGAGAUCAAGUUGAUGAAAAACCUGAUGGAUAAGGAACAUGCCUGGAACAUGAAGGUUACUUAUGAAAAUGAUCUGCUCCUUGUUGAAAAGAGAGAGCUUCUACAACAGUUAAAUGAGCAGGAGAAUGCUGUACGGAACAACACUUCAGAUGUCUGCAACGUAAAGCACAGAUCUACCAGCUGUGGUGCACACACAUCGUUGGUGUCGUCAGCAACAAAAAGUCCAAAUGAGCGAUGCCAACGGAAAUCCCAUAAAUCGGCAUCCAGGAUUAACAAUUUAGAAGAGGAGAACAAACAACUUCAAGAUGAGACAGUGAAGUUGAGUGACCGGCUUGGGUCGUUGGAGAACUCCCUGAGAAUAAUUAAGACGGACCCUGGCAAGUUUCCGCACCAUGACGGUUUAUCUGUAUCCUUUGCUGAUGAGCCUUGCAAGUUUCUGUACAGUGACACUUCUGUAACAAAUGGCAACUUCCUAUCUUCAACACGUGAAACACCAUCACCUAGUGGUAGUAACAAUCUUGGUAAUUUAGACAGCAUCCGACGUGGCAAGACAAUGGGUGUUCUGAUGCUACAAAAUCCUCAUAUACUCCAUCCAGGCCGUACCAGUCAGAUGUGGGCUACCUGAACUUAUCAAGCUGUUCACGGUUCAGGGACCAGGAUGAUACCGAAGUCUAGGCAGUGAUGAUGUGUGAUCUGAAGUUGACUGAGACAGAAGUAGAUCUGAGUACAAUUUAAGUGGAUCCUGAUGGGUGCUACUCAAAGAAAAUUCGAAGACUGAAUGAUCCACGAGGUGUUUCUAUCUGGAGUUAAAGUAAUGCUGGUAACGGAGCCAGGGACAUACUGAUUCAACAUGCAGCAAACUGUUGUCUUUGUCACGUUGCCUAACAGGAAUAUUAACACAUCUUUCUCUGGAUGAGUAGUGAUAGAUUGGCUGCAAUACCUGUCUUGGCACUGGUCCAGCUAUUGCAUUUACAAGCACACGAACGCUGGAAUUGUACCAGUAUUUCAAAUGUCAUGGGUACAGGUUGGGCAUGUAAAACACUGUGGUUCUGUGGUACUAAUGUCCCCAAUCCUCUCCCAGUGUAAAAAUGAACUUUGGUGCUGCUAUCCACUUUGAACAAUGCAAAGAAAGAGUUCAUUUGUAUGAGUAAUUGGUUUUGCCAGGAUGUAAUUUAAAUUCCUUAUUUGUGCUAAGUUUUGCAAUGGUACUUGUAAAGUAAUUUUAUUUCAGUAAAUUUCCACAGUUUAGAAAACAUUAAGGCAUUAGUAUUAGAAAAUAGUACUAGUAAUUAAGAUGAUAAAGCUCCAUGUUGAGACUACUUGCUCAACCUAAUGCCUUCUUGCACUGCCUUAGUGCCAGAUUGCUUUCUCCUGAGGUUUUGAAUUGAAUACAAUUACUUCUGGCCUGAUUGCUUGGUGGAUAAAGCAUGAGAGAGAGUCGUGUUGAAGAAGGGAUUGAAGAAGGAGAGCAAAUAAUUGCACUAGAAACAUAUUUAUGGACCUCUAAAAUGUGUCAGGUAAUUUCUAACUUAACUCCCAACAGAUGACACUAAAAAAUGGGAACGCAAGCAUGCAGAAAUGAAGGAGAGUAACACUGUUUCAGUACUGGCUAAUGUUCUCCUCUGAAGUAAUGUUGCCUUUUCCAUAUUCAUGGCAAACCAGCAGUCACAGCUUUUGAAGUGAUUUAAGGAGAUGAUGCAUUGGCACUACCAGUAAAACAGGUAGUGCAAUGCAGGUUUAUCCUUCGAAGUAAGUUCCCUUCUCAGUUGUGCCUUGGGUGGGGUAGAGUAGUAGUAGUAGUGGAGUUUUGAUAAUUCCCCGAAGGACAGUCUGAGGGAGGAGUCACCCAAGACUGUUUCUCACAUGUCUCCAAGUAGGACAAGAGCAGCACUGGCAGAGACCCCAGAGUAGGUCUCCACUCAUGGACUGGUGCUUGGAAUGCAGGAAUUUCUAAAUGAAAAGGAGAAAAACAUAAUUUAAAAUAAAUGGACCAAACAAUGUGAGAUUGGAACUCUGUUAAUUUAGCAGUUGGGUACUAAGGCAACUCUCCAACUAACUGCCAUUAAUCUAGAUUUGAUACACUUUGUCUCAUCUUGUCCAAGCAAGAAAUAAUGACUUUCAUAUUCAAGUAUAUCUGUUACUGAUACUAGAAGUCAGUUUCUACACAUUGGGUUGAGGGAACUUACGGAUUUGGUGUCUACAUUUCUUUGUUAUGUUGUUCUGUUAUGUUAUAUUGUUCACUAUGCUUCCUAUGUAAUGGAGUGACCCAGCUGGAGUUUGCCAAGCUGGAACUAAUGAUCUGCACCAUCAUCUGCUGCAAGGAUGCUGUCUUUGCAGCAGAGUUUGGAACAGUCAUGCUUACUAUUGCGUUCUUCAAAACUCACUGUACAUGGCACUCUUGUGCAGCUGAUUGUUGUCUCUGCUCAUGACCUGGUUGAGCCAGAUCAUUUGCUUCCUGUACUAACAUGGAUUCCACAUCUGGUGUGUGCGCUGGUCAUAGUGCUUUGGUGCUGGUGAUUUUGUCAGACCUUUUACUUCCUAUUAUGCUGUGGGAAAAGCGAAAUCAGGAGGACUUAAAAAAAAAGGGACAUGAGGUAGCUUUAGCAGAUAAGGAGAGUCCUCAGAGAUUCCAUAAGUAUUUUAAGAGCAAAAGCGUAACUAGGGAGAGAAUAGGGCUCCUUUAAGAUCAGUGUGUGGUUGUGUGUGUGUGGAGCCACAGGAGAUGGGCAAUGUCUUAAAUGAAUAUUUCUCAUAGAGAAGGUUAUGGAAUUUGAGGAGGAGAAUAAUGAUGUCUUGAAACAUAUCCACAUUACAAAGAGGAGGUGCUGGCGGUCUUAAAGCGUAUAAAGGUGGAUAAAUCCCCGGGACCUGACCAAGUGUAUCCUAGGAUAUUGUGGGAAGCAAGGAAAGAAAUUGCUGGAGUCCUGGCAAAGAUAUUUGUAUCAUCAUUAGCCACGGGUGAGGUACUGCGAAGGCUGGAGGGUGGCUGAUGUUGUGCCUUUAUUUAAGAAAGGCUGCAAGGAUAAAC